UCGUGGAUGCGAAAACUUUGAGGGUGAGAGUUCGUUUAUAAUUCACCAAUUUACUCAGGUUACUUUUACUAACCGUCCCCCGCUUUUUUCUGUAUGCCACCCCCCCCUCCUUUUGGUAACCAGCCUAUGCUGCAAGUGAAGAACGCGCAUGGAUUCGCUAUCACAAGUUUGACCUUUAGCCCUUCAGGCAAAUAUUUGGCUAGUGCAGGAGCUGAUACAAGAUGCAGGAUCAUGGUGCUUCCUGGUCAUCUGAAGGCUUCUUUUGGUACUGUUUUUCGGCUUUGAUAUACGCUAUCCUAAGCGUUCUUUUACUAGCGUUGUUGAUGCACAUUGCUCCACAAGUCAAGUUUUAAAAAAAGAAAAUGCCGACGCACGGCCCGCACGAUCACAGUGUUCCCAUGUUUGAUAGAGUGGCUAGGAGUAGUAGUAAUAGUAGUGUAGUGCUUAUCAUCCAUUCAACAUUUCUCAUAUGGCAUUAUACUCUAUAAUGAUGCAAUCCAUUAACGUCGUCAUCAUCGCUGUUCAUUGCAGCCAUUCUAUCACUCUAUAGUAGUAGUAGUAUGAUCACCAGACAAACCCUUGUUGUGUUGUAUUUUUUUUUGUAUAAAAUACUGCUCAAUUGAGCACCUAUACCAUAGAAUCAUGCUAUUUUUAAAAUUAAAGAACAUGUAAGGGUCUCGCAAA
Molecule: messenger RNA, 684 nt
Organism: Zychaea mexicana
Lineage: Eukaryota; Fungi; Mucoromycota; Mucoromycetes; Mucorales; Lichtheimiaceae
Exons: 2
Coding region: 127-285 (52 amino acids)
Molecular function (GO): protein binding
Source: RefSeq, a predicted model, not a curated record